AUGGUCUUUCGUCGCCUGCCUUGGCUAAAAGGUAAACCGCGUUCCCAUGACUCUUCGUCUGAUCGUCUCACUGACCUCCAACAUUCCCAUGCCGGCACGUCCCUUUUCUACAUAAAACCCAUCAUCGACGCGAUUCGGACCAACACCCUCUUCUGCUCGGCUCAUUUUCUGCUUUUCCCAGAUACCCAUCCAACGUGA
Molecule: messenger RNA, 198 nt
Organism: Colletotrichum orchidophilum
Lineage: Eukaryota; Fungi; Ascomycota; Sordariomycetes; Glomerellales; Glomerellaceae
Exons: 1
Coding region: 1-198 (65 amino acids)
Source: RefSeq, a predicted model, not a curated record